AUGUUUAGGACCGUCAUUUCUGAUGCAGAUGCUUCAAGUGCAAACCAGAAACUCAUACGAUGCUGUCAUGGGGACCCACAAAUCGACAAAGGUUGCGCCGAGAAGUACUGUCGAAUUCCGGCUAUAAAUCCUCAGAAGGCGCAACGGCGUCCAAUUGCGCGCGUUGAAUGGCCUAGUUCACAGUUUAACUGGCUGAAUAAUGUGGUGCCCUUCAUAGCAGAAUGUGCCCCUAAAGGGAAUACCGUCGCACGGGUGUGGGACUGCCUCUCAUCUCGUCACGAACACACUAACUGCUGUCGGAAACAGGGCGUGAUACCACUCUGUAUGCCAUACUGUAAGGCAGACGGACCAGUGCCAACGAAUAUGCUGACAUACGGUAUCUGCAUUGGCGAGUUCGAGAAAUAUCGCGUUUGCUUUCGUACUUAUCUCAAACAUCACCGUUCUAUCAGAGGAGAUGAGUAG
Messenger RNA from Cylicocyclus nassatus, 462 nucleotides. Lineage: Eukaryota; Metazoa; Nematoda; Chromadorea; Rhabditida; Strongylidae. The record is from the annotation of a GenBank genome assembly.